GUUAGGAGAGUGAAAAUGGCAACCCUUAGAGUUCCAGCUGAUGUGCCUGCUCCUUCUGAGGACGCAGAGCAGCUUCGUAAAGCUUUUGCAGGGUGGGGUACGAAUGAGCAAUUGAUUAUAGACAUAUUGGCUCACAGGAACGCUGCACAGCGCGAUUCGAUUAGAAGAACUUACCAUGAAGCCUAUGGGAAAGAUCUCCUCAAGUCUUUGGAUGAGGAACUUUCAAGUGACUUCGAGCGAGCCGUGGUGCUGUUUACGCUCGACCCUGCGGAGCGCGAUGCAUAUCUGGCUAAUGAAUCCACCAAGAGAUUCACAUCAAGCAAUUGGAUCAUCAUGGAAAUAGCCUGCACCAGGUCUUCACAUGAACUCUUCAGUGUGCGGAAGGCGUACCACGCUCGCUAUAAGAAAUCGCUCGAAGAAGAUGUCGCACACCAUACCAAGGGCGACUACCGCAAGCUUUUGGUCCCGCUCGUUAGCGCGUUCCGAUACGAGGGAGAGGAGGUGAACAUGAGGUUGGCGAAGUCGGAGGCGAAGAUACUUCGCGAUAAGAUCUCGGACAAGCAUUACAGUGAUGAGGAGGUCAUUAGGAUUGUAACAACGAGGAGUAAGGCGCAGCUAAAUGCGACCCUGAAUCACUACAAUACUGCCUUUGGGAAUCCUAUCAACAAGGACCUGAUGGCAGACUCCGACGACGAAUUCCUCGAAUUGCUGAGAGCUGCGAUUAAAUGCUUGACCGUCCCCGAGAAAUAUUUCGAGAAGGUUCUACGGAAAGCCAUCAAUAAGCUCGGAACAGAUGAAUGGGCACUUACAAGAGUUGUCACGACUAGGGCCGAGGUUGACAUGGUACGUAUUAAGGAGGAAUAUCAGCGAAGGAACAGCGUCACUCUCGAAAAAGCGAUUGCCGGAGACACUUCCGGAGACUAUGAGAAAAUGCUUCUUGCCUUAAUCGGAGCCGGAGACGUCUGAGCCGAUAUGCUCUUCUAUUUUCAGUUGCCGGUAUGAAUAUUUAGUUAAUAUUGCAUUUUCAGGUGAGUUAUGUUUGGCUUGAGUUGGGUGCGUUUAUCUUUGAGUUGCA
Molecule: messenger RNA, 1075 nt
Organism: Hibiscus syriacus
Lineage: Eukaryota; Viridiplantae; Streptophyta; Magnoliopsida; Malvales; Malvaceae
Product: annexin D2-like
Exons: 6
Coding region: 16-966 (316 amino acids)
Cellular component (GO): cytoplasm; cytosol
Molecular function (GO): calcium-dependent phospholipid binding; calcium ion binding
Source: RefSeq, a predicted model, not a curated record